CACCACCCGUUGGGCUCAUUCACCAUGUCCGCUCCUUCUCUCGCUAGUUACAUCGCCAAGCGCCCGAUGCUGAAGCGCUGGAUGAUGCCGAUUGCCAACUGGUACACCGAUGCCGCCGGUUACAGGAAACUCGGUCUGCGGUAGGCCACACCUUCUCUCGGGCAUUGUGGACAGGCGAUCCGGGUUGUUGGGGUAUAUGGGAGCAGGACAGGUGGAAUUGGUGGUGCAGCGACCGUCCACUGGCUGCCUGGUCCAUAUCCAUAUCUCCGAUGAUCCGGGGAGCAUUUUCACGUCAUCAUGUCAUGGACAGCCAGCAUGGACAUCAGCUAACAAUAACCAGCGCGGACGACCUGAUCCCCGAAGAGACCGAGACCGUCCAGAAGGCGCUCAAGCGUCUGCCUCCCAAGGAGGCCUACGACCGUGUCUUCCGUAUCCGCCGGGCCUUCCAGUGCUCCAUCUCCCACAACCUUCUCCCCGCUGCUGAGCAGGUCAAGCCCGAGGAGGACGUCGAAUACCUCAGCCCCAUCAUCCGUGCGAUCGAGAAGGAGGCCGCCGAGCGUGCGGAUCUCGACAACCUCGUUGUCAAGCGGUGAAUCGCUCGACCCUCGAGGGUUCGUUCUGGUUAGAAAGACAAGAUUCAGCGGAGGGCAUAGACGGAGGAAAAGCAGGGGCUUGUUGCGAAUUGCGUGCUGUGCUCC
Aspergillus campestris IBT 28561 is the source of this 698-nucleotide messenger RNA. RefSeq names its product ubiquinol--cytochrome-c reductase subunit 7. The transcript is spliced from 3 exons. Gene Ontology annotation, biological process: mitochondrial electron transport, ubiquinol to cytochrome c. The record is from RefSeq and is a predicted model, not a curated record. Bases 303 to 593 code for a protein of 96 amino acids. Lineage: Eukaryota; Fungi; Ascomycota; Eurotiomycetes; Eurotiales; Aspergillaceae.